Molecule: messenger RNA, 2019 nt
Organism: Maylandia zebra (zebra mbuna)
Lineage: Eukaryota; Metazoa; Chordata; Actinopteri; Cichliformes; Cichlidae
Gene: mansc1
Product: MANSC domain containing 1
Source: RefSeq, a predicted model, not a curated record
CGCUGGCAUCCUUUCUCUCAGAUGUUUUGUUCAUGAUCAGAUUUAAUUAUUGAUGAGGCUCCGUAUGGAGCUCUUAUAUAAACUGUGUCUUUAUUGAAACAUCUGAAGCUCUUUGUGUCCGGUUUCUCCGGCUGUUUCUCUGAUAUUUUUCCGGCUUUUUGGAAGAACAUCAGACGGCAGUGAGCCUCAGAUUGGGGAUGCAGGCUCCUUCCCUCCCCCUACCAGAGGACAAAGACUAAAAUGGGUCAGACUCAGGAGACAAGCAGCAGAUCCUCCGCACCAGCCAUCAUGUAACGUCCUCCAUCCUCUGCAGGCGGAGAACAGCCGGGUUCGUUAUUAAGACAACAGAAACGCGUCCUCUGCCUUCUUUUUGUUUGAGCAUCAUGUCCUGUCGGGACGGCUGAGGCUUCUUACUGGAACUAAGCUGGUUUGAACAAACACCGACUCAUCACAUCACAUCGCACUGACCGCCGGAGGGACGAUGGAGGCGGCGCCGAGGUAAUCUGUGUCCCCGCUGACCGCUCAGUUCAUCUCUGUGGAUUUCUGCUGUCCUGCUCUGCACACCGAGGCCUUUCUGAUCUGAGUACGCCCACUGCAGCCAUGACCCCUCCCACCUCUGAACGACCCUUGGGGACGCUCAUGCUGUUCGUUUACGCUGCUUUCACAUUCAUAGUGAUGAUAUCACUUCCCGUGUCAGCACUGGAACCGGAGACGUGUUUCUCCAGGCAGCACCAGAGCGCCAUAGUCGACGUCAGGCUGUCGCUAAACAGACCGACAACAGCCAUGGAUGCCCGGGUGGUCCACUCUGAGCGGGAUUGCGUCCUCGCCUGCUGCUCAGAGGAAGUCAAACCAGGUGCUAAAUGCAACAUGGUGGUUUUCAACGGGAACAAACACGCUGGUGAUGAGAACUGCUUCCUGUUCCACUGUCAGAUGGAGCAGGACUGUCCUUUAACGAAGGCUCAGGAGGGCAUCAACACCUAUGACAUCUACAAAGGUUUACUUCAUCCAACCACUGUGAGACCUCCCACCACUACCACCAUCACAACCACCACCACACUGGCACCAACUACGCCAACAGCUGCACAACCAACAACCCCAAAAAGUAUAACAACAACAAUGCCACCAACCACUAUCACAAUGACAACAACCACUACCACAACACAACCGACAACCACUACCUUACCAUCAACCACAACCUCAACCCCUACCUCCACCUCCACCCCCACCCCCACACCUCCACCCAUCAUCAUAAUUGCCACAAUGGCAGCAGUGACCUCAUCACCCACCACUGCAAAAGCAUCACCUCUUUCCACCACCUCCAUAAAAAAGCCUAACAAAACCACCAAAAAGCAAACUAAAACCUCCAGGAAAGGAAAAAUUCAUCCUAUCAGCAUCACCACCACCCAGCCAACUCAUACUUCAACUCCCACCACAACCCCAAACACCACCCACACCACCACUCCAACCACCUCACUUCCUGUUGUAACAAUGAACAAGGAGGCCAAAUACAGAACUACCGAAAAACUUCAGCCAAACACUGAAACCACCACGACCACGACUACAACACUUCCAACCACCACAACACCUCUAACCACCACACUUUCAACUACCACAACUACCACAACAACCACAACCACACCUCCAACCACCACCACUACUAUUCCGUCAACUACCACCACAAACCCCCCUACUCCUCCUUCAACAACCACUACCACAACAACAACUACCACCACCACCACCACUGAGGCGCCCACCACCAGGACAACGCCCGCGGCGACUCUUUUAAUUGUCCCCAAAGGUGCUGUUCAGUCUGACCACAUCCUCCAGAAUUCAAGUGCUGCCAGAGGCAAAGGGAUAGCAGCACAUGGAGCAAUGAAAAGCGGCAUGGUGGCAUUUGUGGUGCUGGUGCUUGCCAUCCUCACAAUGGCCCUCGCCAUUGGAGGCCGCAAAGCAAUGGAGUCUUUCGACAGACGCCACUACACGAGACUGGAACUCAAUGAUCUGCACUACGAGGUGUGA